Molecule: messenger RNA, 411 nt
Organism: Puccinia triticina
Lineage: Eukaryota; Fungi; Basidiomycota; Pucciniomycetes; Pucciniales; Pucciniaceae
Exons: 4
Coding region: 1-411 (136 amino acids)
Biological process (GO): translation
Cellular component (GO): small ribosomal subunit
Molecular function (GO): structural constituent of ribosome
Source: RefSeq, a predicted model, not a curated record
AUGAUGAGCUUAUUACGUUGUUGGAACUGCUCGGGACGGACGGCUCCAUCUGGUCUAUCAAUCCAGGCACGGUUAUCAAAUAUUGGCCAAUCGAUAGGAUCCCGGAGUCAUUUGAUCGGUAAAGCUUUGGACGGAGGACCCCUACACUUCGAUCGACAGUUUUCUCAAACCCGAAGGAUUGAAUCGACAAUCAACCAAACAAUCAGAGGAUGUAGGAAGACCGUCCGGCGAGAAAUCAAAGCACCUGCAUUAGAAGGCUGCCCUCAAAAGAAAGGUGGUCGAACUCAAGAUUUGAUUGGUCUGAAGUACAAGAUUAUAAGAGGAGCAUUAGAUUUUGCAGGUGUGGUCGGACGAAGAACGUCAAGAUCAAAAUAUGGCGUUAAAAAACCGAAGGAUCAAGCUGCUCCUUGA